CUGUACUAGGCCAGGCCAGCGCCUCCUGGUCAGGCUAACCAUCCCGUCAGCAAGGCUUCCGCACCAACCAGCAUACCCAUUGAAGCCUGCCCCGUGGCUGAGUGCCAGCGGUGUUUGAGGAAGAGACGACGCGGCUGCAAGUGUGGAAGGUAGACUAGAACCCAUCUAGUCGACAGGCUCCAGGGAUAAAUUGGAACGUUUACGAGGAUGCAGGGUCAUGGCCUAGGAAGCCUGUGAAGCAGUUCACGGUGUUCCCCGAGGCAUGAGCGACGGCGGCCACAUCGUGAACGAGGCGUGUGGCCGCGUUACGUACGCGGCACCCGACGUGGCGCAGCAAUCAUUCCGCCGCCUGCGCCAGUUCUUCGACGAUGGCCAACUGUGCGAUGUGCAGCUGCACGUGGGCUCGCGUUCGUGGCGCUGCCAUCGGUUGGUGCUGGCCUGCUGCUCGCCUUACUUCCACGCUAUGUUCACCACACCUCUCGCCGAGAGUCAGCAGCAGGAAGUGACAAUCGGUGACAUCGACGAAGUGGCGAUGGACAAGCUGAUCCAAUUCGCCUACACGGGCGUCGUCCAGCUGACGGUGGAAGGAGUGCAGGCUCUUCUGCACGCCUCGUCGGUGCUGCAAAUGGAGCCAUUGACGCACGCCUGCUCGGCCUUUGUACGAACCCACCUGGAACCCAGCAACGCUCUCGGCGUGUGGCAGUUCGCCGAGUCGCACGGCCUGCGCGGUCUCGCCCGCAGCGCCGAGCUGUUCGCGCGAGGACACUUCUCGAAGGUGGCCACCGGCAGGGAGUUCCUCGCUCUCGGCUCGCAGCACCUUGCCAGGCUAUUGGUCGCCUCCGACCUCGCCGUGGAGUCCGAGGCACAGGCACGUGUUCGGCCAUAUUUCCAUUCCCUCGGCAACGUUGCUAGUUAUGCACGUAUAGGGUUCACGUUUGGUGUUCUAACGUCCCGUUUCUAUGGCCUGCCGACAAUUGAGCGCACGAAAGCGUCUUCCAAAGUGGGCCCUCGGUCGCAGGUGUACGAAGCCCUGAUGAGCUGGGUACGCCACGACACCGCCUCACGGACGGCGGACCUGCCGAGCCUGCUGUCUCGGGUGCGCCUGCCACUGCUACCUCCUGGCUACGUGCGCCGUCGUUCCGAGGACGAAGAGUUGCUGCGAAACUGCCACAGGUGCCGUGACCUACUGGACGAAGCACGCGACCAGCAGCUCUGGAAGGCCGGCCUGCUCGUUGGCACACCACCGGCACCUGGUGAACGAUCUAGGCCCCGCCAUAGCUAUGCCGGCACCAUAUUCUGCGUUGGGGGCCGAGACGCCAGCGGGGAGCCGUCAUCGUCCACGGAAUUCUACAGCAUUGCGGAUAACAAGUGGCUCAAGGCAACUGACAUGACCACCAGGCGUCGACACGUAGGUGUCGCGUCGGUGGACGGAAAACUCUAUGCCGUGGGCGGAAGCGACGACAAACACCACCUUGCGAGCGCCGAAGUAUUCGACCCCGCAAACAACAGCUGGAAGUUGAUAUGUCCCAUGAACGUCCCCAGGCGCGGCCUGGGGCUCUGCGAGUUGAGUGGUCCCCUGUACGCCAUCGGAGGCAUGGACGACACGACGUACUUCAACACGGUCGAGCGCUACGACAGUCAGUCGGACACUUGGACAAUGGUCGCCCCCAUGAAGUCGCCGCGAGGGGGAGUUGCCAUCGCUGUCCUAAAGGACUGUAUCUACGCCAUAGGCGGAAACGUGGGUCAGACGUCGCUGAGCACUUGCGAGAAGUACGACCCUCACCUGAACAAGUGGUCGUACGUGGCCGAGACGAAUCAGCGCCGGGCCGGAGCUGGGGCAGUCGCUCUCGACGGCUUCAUCUAUGUUGUAGGGGGCUUCGACAACAACUUACCUCUAAGCUCGGCGGAACGGUACGACGCCGAGCUAGAUCGGUGGGUUGGUGUGCGGCCCAUGAGCACCAGCAGAGGCGGUGUGGGCGUCGCCAGUCUAGCAGGAAGACUGUACGCCGUCGGGGGGCACAACGGAAGUAAAUACCUGGACUCGGUCGAAGCUUACGACCCGGUACUCGACAGGUGGGAGCCCGUUGCCAAUAUCCAUGGUGGAAGAGCAGGUCCUGGAACAGCCCACUGCAACUGCUCAACACUGGCCCUUCCUGCACUCAACCACUACGACAGCAGCUGUGAUGACGAGGAAAGUGCAAAUUAAAAAGCCUGUGCACCACACCUGAAACAAUAGGAGGCAUGCCUUGCUAGCCUUGGCUACAAAUGGAAUCCCAGCAUUCCUUCCUUUCAGGGCAUGGAAGAAUAGACACACGUCGAGAAAACCUCAGACCCUAGUCAACUGUUGAAUAAAGCAAAUACCUUAAGUU
Molecule: messenger RNA, 2369 nt
Organism: Rhipicephalus microplus (southern cattle tick)
Lineage: Eukaryota; Metazoa; Arthropoda; Arachnida; Ixodida; Ixodidae
Product: kelch-like protein 8
Molecular function (GO): protein binding
Source: RefSeq, a predicted model, not a curated record